GAGAAAAGCUGCACAGGAAGAGAAAGUCUCACCUACAUUAUAUUUAUCUGUCGUUCAGUCUGAAGCUCAGUCAGUCAGCAGCAGGACGACAUGGAGGUCACAGCUCUCUGCUUCAGACUGAUAAUAAAUACACUGAUGCUUCUGGCUGUAGAGGAUCAGCACGGUCACUGUGCUGAGAGGAAUGAUGCAGCUUCUCUUCGUAUCGUUCCAAACACACUGCAGCUCUUUGAAUAUGAGUCUCUCUUCUUUGACUGUGAGGGAUUUGAUCGUUUCACUGAGUGGAGAGUGAUGAAGAGGAUCAUGGGAACUGUAACAACAUGUGGUCUUGUCUGGGAGACGUCAAAUGGACCCUGCAGGAUUAAUCAUGCCUUUUCAACAGACAGUGGAGAAUACUGGUGUGAAGCUGGAGGAAUCAGAAGAAGCAGCUCUGUCAACAUCAGUGUCAGCACUGGUUCUGUGAUCCUGGAGAGUCCUGCUGUACCUGUGGUGGAGGGAGACUCUGUGACUCUGCGCUGCAGGAACAAGAUGACCUCCUCUGUCUUUAUAACCGACUUCUUUAAAGAUGGCAUCCAAAUUGAGACAGACUUUAAAGAAAACAUGACCAUCCUGAACGUUUCCAGGUCUGAUGAAGGACUGUACAGGUGCAGCAUCUCUGGAUCUGGAGAAUCAGCAGAGAGCAGACUGACUGUCAGAGCUCAGAUCUUUGAAGACCCUCCAUCGCUGCAUGAAGAGAUUCGUCAUCACUCUCCUGUUCUCAUCCUGGUGGUCACUGGGACUGCAGUGGCUCUGCUGUCGCUGGUGUUGGGACUAUUUCUUUUGUUGGUCUGUGUUUCCUCAAAGAAGUCGACAGCAAGAUCACAGUCAGCAGAAACAGGAGUUUCCAGCUUCACAGUGACGCCGGUCACUGACGCUCUCUCAGCAGGAAGAGAGACAACAGACGCAGAACCCUUUUAUUACACAAUCGAUUAG
Messenger RNA from Lates calcarifer (barramundi perch), 969 nucleotides. Its product is annotated as low affinity immunoglobulin gamma Fc region receptor II. The record is from RefSeq and is a predicted model, not a curated record. The transcript has 7 exons. Gene Ontology annotation, biological process: cell surface receptor signaling pathway. Lineage: Eukaryota; Metazoa; Chordata; Actinopteri; Centropomidae. Bases 91 to 969 code for a protein of 292 amino acids. Gene Ontology annotation, molecular function: transmembrane signaling receptor activity.